This is a messenger RNA of Porites lobata, 2693 nucleotides long. NCBI's taxonomy places the organism in Eukaryota, Metazoa, Cnidaria, Anthozoa, Scleractinia, Poritidae. The record is from the annotation of a GenBank genome assembly.
AUGGCGAGAAUUAGAGGAUGGUUCUUGGCAGUGUUGAUAGCACUUUUUUCAAAGGACUACGUGCAUGGAGGUAAGAUAUUUCUUGUUUACCGGUAUAUACGUAGCCAUUUAUUAACAAAUAAUUGGGCCAGUGUAAAGUAGAUUUUAGUUUUAAUAAAAGUAAUCAGCGAAGCUACCGGCACUAAGAAAAACCAUUUAUUUGAGCAUUUUGCGCAAGGGAGUAUUGCGGAUAAACAGAUUUAAGACAGGGCCUGUAUGAGCAACCCGCAGAAAAACAAACAGAUAAUAUGGCCGUCUUGUUUGCACACAAGUAGAAACUCCUAGAAUAAAAACGAUGCCACGUAUUCUUUCAACGGAGAACAGCUGAUGAAAGGGGAUGCAAAUGUCGAGUUUGUUUCUUACUUUUUUUUCAAAAGAAAUGGAUUCUUUGUGAUUCGAAAUGUAUAGUGUAGUUUCGCGUGAGAGUUGCUUAUUUGUGUGGAUAUCAUCGAUCACUAUAGCGUCCAAAAACGACGCAACGAUCAUCUCGAUCCAUAUUUUGCUAUUAUUGUCUUGAUUUAUUUUAAGUUCUCCUUCAUUCAUUAUUUGAUGUCUAGAAUAAACAAACUCGACCACGAUCACCAUUACCACGUGACAAUUUUAUUACAUCAAUCCUCACGAGUAAGCAAAGAUGGUGCCAACAGCGAAUACGGUAUAUUAUAGUUGAGAAGAUAUUUCUCCGUUUCUGGUUGGCUUGAAUCGACCAGCGAAUUAUUUAUACCCAGCUAGCGCUGAACAAAUUUAUAAGAUUUAGGUCAAGUAUCCAAUGAUGUUUCUAAUAUCCGACGAUUUACGACAAUGGACGAAAGAAAAAAAUAUUACAAAAUGACGACAGAAGAAGAAGAAACAUCCGUUCGUAUCCUAAAUCUGUCAAGAAACUGGGCUAAUAGUUUGAACAGAUUCUUCGCAGAGGUUAAGGAUGUUAUGAGCUUGGACAUAUUUUAAAUCAAAAAAUAAUAAAACACUAUCUUAUUGGGUGAUUCGGGUUUCGACCGAUGUUAGCCUCGAUUGGCUGGUUAUCACAUGUAAUUUCAAAGCACUCGUGUAAAUCUGACAAAACAAUUUGCUAGAAAUUUACUGCGAUUCCAUUCCAUCACAAUCCCGCUGCAAAACUGCCCAUGCGCACUUGUUUGCAACCCUUGGCUUUGGCUGUUGCAGUUAAAUCACGCAUAGCACACUGUAGUGGACAUGACCAAGAUUUGCGUACACAGUCCUUAGAUUGCCAUCAAAUUCACUUCAAAAACCAACAUUUUAAAAAUGACUUACCAACUCAAUAGACUACAAGCUUGAAUUUAGUAGCAAUAACGUUCAAACAAUGUCACCUAUGACGCUCUGAAACUUUCUGUCAGCGGUUAAAAUAACUUCCCUGUAAUUGAUUUGAUUUUUUCGUUCUGUUUUUAUAGCUCAACUUAAGAAACUUUAUGAAGUUGGUCAUCGGCCAAUCCACGGUUUCUUCUGCGGUGAUCACACAAUCGAAGUAUAUUUAGCGGUUUGUUACGGCUAUCAUUAUGACGAAAGCAGAACACACAGUAAGUACCUAAGAAGUGUACUCUGCCAUUCUCAUAAGAACAGCAUUUUGGAAUUCGAUUUUUGACAGAUCGGACGUGGAGUGAAUUAAUAGUUGUAAAAUUUGUGAAUUAUUCAUUAAGUUCAUGACAAAUCUAUAGCUAUUAAUUGAGUUACAUGAACAUCUCUGUAAACGGUCUUAACACCAAAUACAAAUAAACUGUAACUAUAACAGACCAUUUCACAAUUUUGCAUCUUUCUAAUAAGAGAGUAAGGUGACGAGAACCUAAGGGAGAAAUUUUCCGGCAUUCGCCAAAUUUUUAAGUCAGAGGAGCUAUAUCAGCCUGCGUAGCAGGCACUUGGAAGUAGUGGGCGAAAGAGAGAACGGGCGCGCGCGAGGGAGACACGCAUGCUACCUCUCCCCUCGCGUGUCUCCUUCUCGCGCUUCCAUUUUUUCUUGUGCCCACUAAUUCCAAGCGCCUGCUACGAAGGCUAGAGCUAUAUCUUCGCUCUGGCAUGCUCACGUCUCGUUAUUUCAAGGCACACUUUCCCUCACAUAACUGUCAAUUACUCCUCCAAAUUGCAUUUUUUUCCAAUCAGUUUUUGUACUACUUAGUCGUCAUAACCAAACUGAUUAUACAUAAUUUGUUCACUUGAGUUACUAGCCUGCGUGCAGACGAUAACUAAACUCUGAUUAGUACCGUCUGCGAAGCAGCGCAGAGAUCCUUGUUCUGGACCCCCAACCGACUCAACGAAUUACCGGAAGUGCGUUUCGAAUUUCCCUUCAACCUGAUCGGCUAUUACCAGUCUUGCGACAAACAAAACAAAGGUCUUUUUUAACUGGCCAAUCGUGGUGCGUACUCAAAUCUGGGUACACAGCUGGAAGUCCAGAACAAGGAUUUCGGCGCUGUUUCGCAGACGGAGUUAACCAGAGUUUAAUUUCGUCUACGCGCAGGCUAUUGAGUUACCAACGAAAAAAAUUGCAUUUAUGCUCGUUUAUCUGCCUUUUCACAGGGUCAGUUAUGGUCGAUGAGAAAGAAGCCAACAAUUUUCUUCAUCGAUUAAGGAGAUCUAGCUCAUCCACAAACAUAGUAGAAGAAUGUUGUAUUGAAGGAUGCCAUAUAGAGGAGGUCCGGGAGUAUUGCUGA